This is a messenger RNA of Bathycoccus prasinos, 2616 nucleotides long. RefSeq lists its product with no specific name. Bases 1 to 2616 code for a protein of 871 amino acids. NCBI's taxonomy places the organism in Eukaryota, Viridiplantae, Chlorophyta, Mamiellophyceae, Mamiellales, Bathycoccaceae. The transcript has a single exon. Gene Ontology annotation, biological process: protein N-linked glycosylation. The record is from RefSeq and is a predicted model, not a curated record. Gene Ontology annotation, molecular function: alpha-(1->6)-fucosyltransferase activity.
AUGACGAAAACGAACGCGUUCGAAGGCGACGAGUUUUCUUUGACGAAACAUUUCGUUUCCGCAUCGUCCUCGCGAAGAGAAGGCGGAGGAGAAAACUUUAGUAUUAAGGGAAACGGAGACGACGGAAAACCACCGGCUUCUUUCGAAGAAGAAGAGCACGAUGAUGACGACGGCGAGUACGAGUACACGGAUUAUUAUUCUCGCGAAGAGAGAGUUAAUGAUGAUAACGAUGAUUAUGAUGAAGAGGGAGAGAUGCUGUUCGAGCGUUCCGCCCACGGCGUCCAACUGAUAGACGGGAAGCGAGAAAAAAUGAUGCGAGAGAAACACCGAACGACGGAUAAAGAUGUAGUGGAACGGUACAUGUACACGGACGGUGAUAAGGAGAGUGGAAGGAAACAUUCUAUGAUUGGUCCUUUGUUACCGUGGAGAUUCGAUAGUUUCGGAAACCAGCUGACGCUGGACGAGAUACGAAGAGGUAUCGGCGCGGAUGAGGAGAAGAGGAAGGAGGAGCUGGAGAAGAGCAUGGCGCAGAGAACGUUUAAGAUUGAUCAUUUGCAAGGAAGAGUGAAGAGGAGUAGUAAUAGUGGAGGAGGGGAAGAAGAGGAGAAGAGGAGAAUACCGAAGGUAUCGCUGACGAAAGUGAGAAGAAAAACUUUACGAUGGACGAAACGCGCGAUGGAAUUGGUAUUGCGAGACGUGAGGAAGUUACAGUUUCCGACGGAUUGCGACGAGAGUAAGCUUUUGAUCGUACCUUUGGAACAGUGUCCGCUGGGGUGUCGAUUGCAUAUUUAUUUGCAGCGCGCGUUAGUUUUAGCGACGAGUUUAGAGAGAACUUUAGUUUUUUUACCGCCGUGGGAUUCUGGUAUGGACCAUUUGUUCAUGCCGCUGACCAAGUGCACUUUGAGGACGGGCGAGAAGAAUAGUCCGAAGAGAGAAAUUAGGGUAAAAUUAGCGACAGCUAUUGAAGUUUUGGGACCAAUUAUGUUCCCAAGCACCUCACACGGCGCGCCGCACGAAAAAAUAAACAAGUUUGUCGAAACGGUUCGCGACGCGGUGGAAGGUUACGACCAAUCCGAGUGGUUUUCCUUUUCGCACGUGGAACGGAUAAAAAAGGUGACCGAGAAAAUUCGCGAUUUGAUCGAUCGAACCGUCGAGGAAAGUAAGGAGAGUCGAGAACCAAUCGUAUUUGAGCGUGGAAAUGAAGAUUCGCACAGGGAAAACGUGGUAAACGCGGCGAUGACGUUCGUUAUGCACACGUGUCCGAACCUUUUGUUCAAUUUCAGAGACGAAGAUGUGAACGAAGAGUUGUUGAAAGGAUAUCAGGACGCUAUCAUUUGCCACAACGGUCGAUGCGAUGGCGUGGACAUUGAGUUACUUGGCGAUUCUUUGCCCGAAGGAUUUGAUCCCGAAACGUUAAAUUCGCAAAUACCUGCAUCCGUUUGGCGGAGUAUUCGCUCGGAGUUGGCCGCCGGCGUCGCGUCGAAAGCGAACCGAGAGAUGAGCGAAUCGGAGUGGCGCAGCAAACGCGACGAGUUUGAGCAACGAAUCAAUCGUCGAGGCUAUUCAAGCGCAUUCGAAAACGAAGGUGAAAUUGCCGAAGAGUUUCUUAUUCGCACGUUUAAUCCGUACGAGAACCUUCCGUUACCCGGAACGCGCGACGACGACGAGUACUCGAAGACGUACGACGUGAUACCAUACGAUCCGCCGUUUGUCCACUCGCACGCGCUGAAUUUUGAACUCGGGUGCAACGAUUUCUCGUCCGCUUGUCAAGCGCAUUUCAUGUACAUGUCCAUGUUAACAUCGAGCGUUAUCCUCCGCCCGACGAAAGAAACCACCGAAAUGCUCUCGGAGCGAUACUUUGAGAACCUCCACCAAGUGCGCUCGCCAACAGUCAUCCUUCAAAUCCGUCAAUCGGACAAGAAAGGAGAGGAUCCGUACUACAACGUCUUUGGUGGCUACCGAGCGGUGACGCGAUACAUCUCUGCGUUAAAAAUACUCGCAGAAAGCACGAAAAAAUGCUGGAAAACCAUCUUUGUCAUGACCGAUUCUGGUCAAGUCAUUAAAGAAGUUCGCCAACGGUACGACCGAGGAGAGAUACUCUUGUGCGGCGAUAAACCAAUCUUGGUUUUUAGCAAACAUGCCGCGGAAAUGGACUUGGACGUCCCCGUCUUUGCUUGGGCUUUGCGCGAAAGCUCCAUGAACGAGGCUAAAGGCAACAAAAGGUCCCCAUUCACCCGCGAACGCGCGUUCGUCGCCGAACUGUUACUCGCGGCAAAAAUCGGCGACUUUGUCCUCGGCGACGGCAGCUCGAACAUCUACUUGACCUUACUCGAACUCAUCGCCAGUCGCAAACGCGUCGCGGACCUCCCGCAACUCGUCAAGGCCACUCCAGCUAAGUUCCUCAAGACUUACGAGACGAAAGCCUACUUCACGAGCCAAUCGAGAUGCGAAAACUUCGACCCGGCUUCGCACUCGUGCUUCUGGGUCUCCUCCUUGGGCGCCGCGCCGUUGCUCGGAUGGUACUCGGUCUUGUUGAACCAACCGUUCGUGAAUGGAAUGCCCGUCGUGCUCGAAUACGCCAGGGUCCACCGAGACGAGUGGUUGAAUGAAGAAUAA